GCCACCUUCACCUCCAUCGCGGCCAGACACGCAGUCAGCAGGCCUCGUUUACAAAAGAAGUCGUCCGCCCCUCCAGUCUCUCUCGUCUUCUGGCCCCGUCUCUCACAUCACUCUUCUCGACAUUGAAGCAAGACGAUAACACCGGAUCAGCUCGACCAUCUUGACUAAACAGCAACCUCGCCAACCAUAACCAUCGUCAUCGUCAAAAAUCACCAUAUCACCAUAACUGGUCGACCAUCACAACUACAGUCCACGCUGCUAUCUACACACCCGGAGCCUGGAUCCACCACACCCCCAUCCACUUACCGCACGCACCCUGGCCCACCGCCAGAACGCCUCACGAAUCGUCAAGCACACCUACAAAGACUGGCCGCCUGCUCUCUGCCUGGCCGACCACCGGUGCCUGACUCACAGUCUGCCGAACAACCAUUGCAUCCCAUAAUUGCACCAUCGCACUCAAUAAGUCCCACGGACUCUUAACCUCAGUCAAGAUGGUUUCCACAGUCUUCUCGUCUUCUCCCUUCAACCCGUCAACCACAUCGACACGACCCCAGGCCUCGCCCAAGAUGUCCAUCACCCAGACUUACUUCCUGGCCCACAAGGCCCGGGCCAAGCUCUCCCACGAGGCUGCCCGCCCCGACCACAACCUCCGCCUUCUCGUUGGCCACGCCAACCUGCUCGACUCUUUGAUGCUCGACCUUGCGGAUGCCGAGCGUGAGCAGGAGAGCUGGUUCAACCAAUCCGUCCGCGGUGCUUCGACUCCCUCCAAGACUGCCGACAGGCACGUGCAAUGGGCCGACUCUAUUGUCGAGGAGGAGGACUGGGAGGCCGACUCUUCGGACUCCGACAGCGACUUCGAUGACGAGGAGGAGGAGGAUGUCGAGAUGGCCGAUGCCAUUCCUCUCCGCCGCCUCGCCCCUGCCUCUCCACAAAUCCAAACUCACGAGCUCGAGGAGGAGGAGGAUGACGAGGAGGACUACGAGUCCCUCGCCCUCACCAGAUCGCCCUCUCACGUCACCUCGCCUCCCGAGCUCGACCUCGACUCUGAUUCUUCAGAGGACGAGUCAAUGCCGCCAUCGCCCCCCACUGCCUCGUUCCCUGCCUUUGCCAAGGAGACGAGCCAGAAGCCCAGAGAAACCACAGUCACCGAGACGCCACUCUUCGACUCGCAAGACGAGGACGAGGAGCAGGACAUUACCGACAACCACAAGGCGAGCUUCUACCAGGAUGGGUUCUACCUGCCAGCCAGAAACCCCGCCCGCCUGGUCUCGACGAUAUCAGUCUACUAAGACUCACAACACGAUAUCAGCAUCUUGUGGUUUAACAUUCUCGGCAUCUGGGCGGCGUUUACAAAAUAUACCAACGGCGGCAUUGCAUUUACACAGCGACUAGCGACUCUUCUUCUUCAUUUCGGAAUCUUGUCCUUUACAUAUACCAUUUCCUUUUUCCUCACCUUUGGCAGCGACAGCCAAAUCACCACUCUCACAAAGACGACAUUUGGAUAUCACGAGGGCAUAUGAAGAUCAAAUGGACGGCGCUCCCUGGCUCAGACCUGACUGAGCUGUAUGGGUCGAGUGAAGUCACGAUCUGCAUCCUAAAUAGGAUGUUUAGAACUAGCCAAUAGUCAAGAGUCACUCUUAAGGAAGACCUGGCAAUCUGAAUCAGACAAAUGAAAAAUGAAAAAUUCAUAUUCAAAA
This is a messenger RNA of Microdochium trichocladiopsis, 1697 nucleotides long. RefSeq lists its product as uncharacterized. The record is from RefSeq and is a predicted model, not a curated record. The transcript has a single exon. The coding region runs from base 492 to 1289 and encodes 265 amino acids. Lineage: Eukaryota; Fungi; Ascomycota; Sordariomycetes; Xylariales; Microdochiaceae.